Messenger RNA from Saitoella complicata NRRL Y-17804, 2162 nucleotides. Its product is annotated as mitochondrial carrier. The transcript is spliced from 4 exons. Gene Ontology annotation, biological process: transmembrane transport; succinate transport; fumarate transport. The coding region runs from base 63 to 2162 and encodes 699 amino acids. The record is from RefSeq and is a predicted model, not a curated record. NCBI's taxonomy places the organism in Eukaryota, Fungi, Ascomycota, Saitoellomycetes, Saitoellales, Saitoellaceae.
CACCUCCCCACUUCUCCAAUUGCAACCGUCAACACCAAUUCACCAAGGAAGAGAGAAACAUAAUGACUGACAGGCAAUACGACAUUAUCGUCUACGGCGCAACCGGCUACACCGGCACCCUCGUCGCGCAAUACCUUGCCCGCAACGGCCCCACAAGCCUCUCUUGGGCCAUCGCUGGUCGUAACCACACCAAACUCCAGUCCACGCUGACCUCUCUCAGAUCGCUUUCUGGAUUUGCGGACAGGAAAGAACCAGGGAUCGUGGUUGCUGAUAGCGGAGAUAAAGAGGCGCUGUUGGAAAUGGUGAAGCAAACGAAAGUGGUGAUCAGCACCACGGGUCCAUUUUUGAAGUACGGGACGCUCUUAGUUGAGGCUUGUGCUGAGUCUGGGACGCACUAUGCCGAUAUUACGGGUGAAGUUCCUUGGGUACAGGAUAUGAUCACUAAGUGCCACGACGUCGCGAAGGAAACGGGGGCUAUUGUGGUGCCGCAGGCUGGGUAUGACUCGUUGCCCUUUGAUUUGGGGGUCGAGACGCUCGUUAGGGGAAUGCGUGAGCAGGGGCAGGAUGUAAAGGGAGUCAGGUUCGUGGUUGAUAAGAUCAGGGGUGGGCCUAGUGGUGGGACAUUGGAAACCAUUGCCAAUAUGUUCGAGACUCUCCCGCUCAGAAAGAUCCGUGAGGCGAUGACGCCGUAUGCGCUUUCCCCUGUUCCGCGUACACCGACCGCAACGGCGCCCGAGGUUGUGAUGGAUCCGCAGAGUGGGAAAUAUCUUGCGACUUCGUUUACGGAGAGGAUGAAUGGUGCAAUUGUGGAGAGAUCAUGGGGUCUCCUGAAUUACGGAUCGGAUUUCUCGUAUCGGGAGUAUUUGAAUGUCGGGAAGCGGGUCUACGGGUAUCUCGCGAUUGUGCUACCAAUUUUGGUUAUGUCUAUGUUGGCUACGUCUCCUGGACGCUGGAUGUAUAGGAAGUUGGUCAGGGAGGCUGGGACAGGGCCUACGAAGGAGGAACGCGAAUCUGGAUGUCUUCUGGCGAGGGUUGAGGGGGAGAGUACAGACGGGUCCGUCAAGGCAGGCGUCAAAAUAACUGGAAAGCAAGACCCGGGAUACGGGUUGACGAGUCUCAUGUUGGCUGAGCAUACACCCCGGUCAAUUGUACCCAUCAACAACAAUUACGACGACGACGACGACGACUAUCUCAAUAUGCCAAGAGGAAACGACACCAAAGAGAGGACGCCCAUGAGCGUGCACCUCAUCGCGGGUGGUACCGCUGGUUUCAUGGAGGCUAUGUGCUGCCAUCCCCUCGAUACUAUCAAGGUCCGAAUGCAACUCUCCCGCUCCGGCCAAUCCGGAGAGAAAGCCCGUGGCUUCAUCAAAACCGGUGCCCUCAUCAUCCGAAAAGAAACACCCCUCGGUCUCUACAAAGGUCUCGGUGCCGUUAUCACCGGUAUCGUCCCCAAAAUGGCAAUCCGAUUCUCUUCUUUCGAAUACUACAAGACCGUCCUUGCAUCCAAAGAGACCGGACAAGUCUCUACCACGGGUACCUUCUUCGCUGGUCUGUUUGCUGGUGUGACCGAAGCUGUCGCCGUCGUGACACCAAUGGAAGUCGUCAAGAUUCGAUUGCAGGCGCAAUCGCACUCCCUCUCCGACCCGCUCGACGUGCCCAAGUACCGUAACGCCGCACACGCCGCCUACACCAUCGUAUCCGAAGAAGGUGUCGGAGCCCUGUAUAAGGGAGUCGCCCUCACCGCUCUCCGACAAGCCACGAACCAAGCAGUCAACUUCACAGCCUACCAAGAACUCAAGAAACUCUGCGUAAAAUACCAACCACAAUACGCCGAUACCGAGCUUCCCUCAUACCAGCACCUUCUCCUCGGUCUUGUUUCCGGUGCGAUGGGUCCUUUGUCGAACGCGCCCAUUGAUACUAUCAAGACUCGCAUUCAGCGCGCGAGUAACCCGAGGGGAGAGAGUGGGUGGUCACGAUUCAUGACUGUUGCGAAGGAUUUGGUGAAGCACGAGGGUAUCCAUGCGUUGUACAAGGGUAUCACGCCCAGAAUAAUGCGUGUUGCGCCAGGACAGGCUGUUACGUUCGCUGUGUAUGAGAAGGUUAAGGGAAUGUUGGAUUUGUUCAAGGAGAAGAGUUUGAAGGAGGUGUUGUUUGAGGAGUAA